Messenger RNA from Chroicocephalus ridibundus (black-headed gull), 3578 nucleotides. RefSeq names its product progestin and adipoQ receptor family member 3 (gene PAQR3). The record is from RefSeq and is a predicted model, not a curated record. Gene Ontology annotation, cellular component: membrane. The coding region runs from base 166 to 1101 and encodes 311 amino acids. Gene Ontology annotation, molecular function: signaling receptor activity. The transcript is spliced from 7 exons. Lineage: Eukaryota; Metazoa; Chordata; Aves; Charadriiformes; Laridae.
CGCUCCCCUCCCCGUCCCCUCCCUGAGGGCCGGCCCCGGAGGCGGCGGGCCGGGCCGGGCCGGGCCGGAGGCGCGGGAUGGCGGCGGGCGGCGGCCCGUGAGGGGGGCGGGUCGGUCCGAUGCGUCGGCGGGGCGGCGGGGCGCUGAGGCGGCGCGGCGGGCAGGAUGCACCAGAAGCUGCUGCGGAGCGCCCACUACAUCGAGCUGGGCGGGUACCAGUACUGGCCGGUGCUGGUGCCCCGCGGCAUCCGGCUCUACACCUACGAGCAGAUCCCCCUCUUCCUGAAGGACAACCCCUACAUCACCGACGGCUACCGGGCCUACCUGCCCUCCCGCCUCUGCCUCAAGAGCCUCUUCAUCCUCUCCAACGAGACCGUCAACAUCUGGAGCCACCUGCUCGGCUUCGUCCUCUUCUUCACCCUGGGCAUCUACGACCUGACGGCCGUCCUGCCGGCCGCCGGCGCCUCCCGGGAGGACUUUGUCAUUUGCUCCGUCUGCCUCUUCUGCUUCCAGGUCUGUAUGCUCUGCUCAGUAGGAUACCACCUCUUCUGUUGCCACCGCUCAGAGAAGACCAGCCGACGAUGGAUGGCAUUAGAUUAUGCGGGAAUUUCCAUUGGUAUCCUGGGCUGCUAUGUGUCAGGCGUGUUCUAUGCAUUUUAUUGUAACAACUACUGGCGUCAGGUAUAUUUAAUCACUGUGCUGGCAAUGAUCUUGGCAGUAUUUUUUGCUCAGAUUCAUCCCAGUUACCUCACGCAACAGUGGCACAGACUGCGCUCCAUCAUCUUUUGCUCAGUGUCUGGAUACGGAAUUAUUCCCACCAUCCACUGGGUUUGGCUCAACGGCGGCAUCGGCGCAUCUAUUGUACAGGAGUUUGCUCCGCGUGUAGUUGUCAUGUACUUCAUCGCUGCUGUAGCUUUUCUCUUCUAUAUUUCCAAAGUUCCCGAAAGAUACUUCCCAGGACAGUUGAACUACCUCGGCUCGAGUCACCAAGUAUGGCACAUCCUUGCCGUGGUGAUGCUGUACUGGUGGCAUCAAUCCACCGUGUACAUCAUGCAAUACCGACACAGCAAGCCCUGUCCUGAGUAUAGCGGAGACCUGUGAGCGAAGAGGCGAUGAGAUGUCUGACUUUGCGGGUCUGGACCUUACCUAACGAGCCGGGCUAUGAAGUUAAGCACUGCGGCAGUUCCUCUCCUGACUCCUGCACUGUUACCCGCUUGCUGGGACAGUGUAUUAUUAGGAGUUCUGAAGAAACCCACAGCGUUGCCCAGGACCCGACGUUCCUUUCCUGUUCUGCAAUCAAGUACCAAACAGGUCUUCCUGGAGCGGGGCGAUGGAAAGGUGGGCCGUAAAACUCAGCAUUCGGAUCACAGCAGUAUUUCUUUUGCUUGAUAAACACAAACAACAGAACUAAUGACCCUUGCUGAGCGAACAGGCCCAUGUACCAGGUUUUCAGGUUUUGUUCAAGUGCGUAAUUGAGAAACGGCUCCUGUCAGCGUGCUUGUAAAACCAUGGUAACUGUAGGACCCGGUCUUGGAUCUCAACCACAGUGGGACGGUGCGUUGCAUCCUUCAGAGUCUUCUUCUGAAUGAUGUUUUUAUGCUUCAGCAUCGGUACGGUAACAUAUAAAAUUGAAUUCAGUGGACUCUUGUACUUUUCUGGACAAGCUCUUUUCCUUUUGCUGGAAGAGAAGAUCACGUGUCAUCCGCCAUAGGUACAUCUUCAUUUCAGAGCUUAACGUUGCCUCCCCCGUUAUGGGUAGUGCCAUUACUUCAGGAAACUUCUCUAGAUCCCUUCAGCAAUUUGGAAUUAGUAUUCGAAAGUAUUUCAGGAGUAGCACUAAGCCUGUCUGUUCACGUUUCUUACUAUCUUGCAAUCAGUGGAGUUGCUAAGAAUUAUUUUUUUUAAGUUACUCUUGUUUAACAGGAUGAAAUAACACACCCCGAGUAGCAAACCUGCUGGGGAUUCAAAUCUCUGAACUUUGGCCUUUUAACAUGUGACGUAUUGUACUGUACUUGCAGACUUUGUUACUGAAAAUGACUUCUUGCCAUAAGCUUGCCGCAGGAAGAAGGGCUGCCUUGGGUUUUAGAAUCUGCCACGAAACCAUCUCUUCCAAACCCAGCAGUGGGGAGGCGUGAAACACGCAGGUUAUGAGAUAGCUGUAGCUCAGCAUGAUUAAGUUCAGUGGGUUUUUCAAAAAGGGUUGGAAUAAUUUGGAUUUCUGGGUUAGGAUCAACAUUUUGAAGUAGCUUCUGUACAGCAACUGUGGCUGCGUUUAGAGUUCAGUUGAGCAGCGGCAGCAAACACUGCUGCUUCGCACGACCCAGUGUUAGUCAGCAUUACCCGUGUGGAGAUGGACAUUUGGAUUAGCCAUUUGGACUCCGCUUGCCCAAAGAUGCUGUUAAGACUUAACCCCAAGCGGUUAAAGCUUGGGACCAGAGCUGCUGAAGGAUGCGAUUGCAUCGGCACAGCUAGCGUUAGAAAGCAGAGAGAGUUCCUGCUGCGACUACAGGCAGAAACGUUCUGGUCCGAGAUUAUAAACCAUCCGAGCUGACCUGGCCACGGCUUCCCACGUUACCUGCCGCGUGGCUUUCGAUCAGGUCCCGGCGGCUUCUCUCCCAUUUUGUGAUGGUCUGAGGACAGCCCGCUUAACACGCACUCCUACAGGGGCCUCGAAGAUUCCAAACCAGUCAUCUUGCACCCAAGGCCAAGGAAGAGCUGGCACUGCAGCGCCGUGGGCGGGGAAGCCUUAGCCGGCCAUGUGAAAAGCCGCCUGAUGCACGAGAAGCCCUUAGUGAACUGCCGGCCUCGUCAGCGCUAUGCUGCGUCCCCUUUUCUCUCGGAGAGGGUUUUCCCUUGGUGGGAUUUAGCUCGCUGGGAGGGGGAGCGGCUGCCUUUCGGCAGUGCCUUGCUGGGGGCAGGCAGGCUGCUGGCAGGUCCCCCCAGCGCUGUCUCUUCCCCGGGCUCCCUCGGCCUCUCUCGGCAGGGCCGUGCCCAGGAGAUGCGCAAUAGCGAUGGAAACGUGCUGUCGGGCGCCUCAACGCUCAGCGCGGGUGGAGAAGGCAGGACACAAACCUCUCUACGGGCACGCUGGAGAGUAAUGCCAACUGGCUCUCUAGUUCACUGGGUAGGUUUUGGUUUUUUUGUUCAAAUCCACAAACAAGUAGUGGCAAGAACUGACGUAGCAUUUAAUAUUCAGCUCCCAGACCUUUGAGCCUUUCAGUGUAAACACUGAUUUUUUUGAUGACUUUUUUCUUUUUUUUUAAACUUGACAGCCAAGCAAGUUUCAAGUGCACUAAUUGCUACUACUGAAGCCUGACAAGGAACCUGCAAGUAGAAAAGCUUGUUUCCAGUGUUAUGUGAACAAUAAUAUUUGAAGAAUGUGUUGUGAAAGCAUACUGAUUGAUAGUUUGCUAAUGUAUUUUUUUUAUGUAAACUCUAACUACCAUAGCAGUUUUCACUGGAUAAGGAAACUGCAAAGCUGUACAUUUUUAUUACCCUGACAAAAUUUAUGAAGCUGCAUGAUGGUCUUCUGUGUACAUACCGAACCUGUAAAUAAAUUUCAGUUCGUUGGAUGGUUA